CUCCAGGGGCCGGGGUCUGCAGAACCUACCCCAGCGGGAAUAGCAGCCCUACACAGCCGCGCUCUGACCCGCUGACCCCGCGUCUCUGCGCGCGGGACCAAUCAGCCGCCAGCUAAGUUCACAUACCCAGAAGGCCAUUUUUGAUUGGCUGGGCGCGGGCCAAUCAGCGCGACUGGCGGGCGCGCGGGGACUGUUGGGCUCCUCAGAGGGUUUGAUGUGGAGGUUUGGGUUGGUCUCGGGCUGGCUUCGGGCUGAGGCAGGAGGGAAAGGCGGGAGCCGGGGCGUCAGGGCCUGCGGACGAUGUGUGUGUGAAAGGGCGCGUCAGCCAUAAGAAGCCAUACGCGUGCGAGCCGGUCCCCACUGCCCCCGCGGCGUUGUCACCAUCAUCAUGAGGCCACUGGAGCAGCCUCGGGCGCUGCUGACGGGGAUCCGGGCGCGGGGUGCGUCGGGCUCUGCAGGUUGGCACUCACACCCGGCGCGCAGGAUGGCAGGCAAGAAUAGCCCAUUUCAAACCUACAAGAAAGAAGUGUGCCUCCCAGGUCAUUCGAUGCACCCUGGCCCCUGGGCCAUCUGCUGUGAGUGCCAGACCAGAUUCGGGGGCCGCCUACCUGUGCCCAGGGUGGAAGCAGCACUGCCUUACUGGGUCCCUCUGUCCCUGAGACCCCGAAAGCAGAGUCAAAAGAUGGUUCAGUUUUAUAUCCCCCAAACCACCAAGAUGUGCCCCUGCCUAUGCCAUCGCUUUGGGGGCCGCCUCCCGAUGCCUAGGGACCAGGCAGUGAUGCCCUACUGGGUGCCCCAGGUUCUGAGAUCUCAGCAGCAGAUGGUCAGGAGGCAGGAGAGUUUGAAAGGCAUCCAAGCACCCCCGCUGGAUGCAUGCUCCUGGCACAACUGCUGGCGGAUCUGCGGUGACGAGCGCCUGCUGCCCAAGUGCCAGCAGCUCCAGGCCCCCGAGCGGGACGAGCUACCGGCUCGCCCAGUGUGUCUGCUGCGCCUUGCCCUCCUGACCCUCCUCCAGGCCAUCCCGAGGGUCAUUGUGGCCAUUCGCCAGUUUUUUGGGAUUUGAAGUUGGAAUCUUCAGCUGCUGUCAAGAAUAUCCACAAAAAUGUGUCACAAUCAAGAUCUUUAACGAGAGUCCUCCAAUCAGGAGGCGUCUGUGACAGCCACUGUUUUCUCGUAGAACAGAAUCCACACCCAGGAUUCAACCCAAAUUAUUUCUCAUCAGGUGAUUCUUGGUUGUAGCGAUGUUCAUAUGAAUGUGGGUGAGAUUCUGUUAUGAAUGUGGUCAAUAAAUGUUAUUCGUGAAACUCUAAA
This is a messenger RNA of Mandrillus leucophaeus (drill), 1311 nucleotides long. RefSeq names its product chromosome unknown open reading frame, human C16orf95. Bases 389 to 1063 code for a protein of 224 amino acids. NCBI's taxonomy places the organism in Eukaryota, Metazoa, Chordata, Mammalia, Primates, Cercopithecidae. The record is from RefSeq and is a predicted model, not a curated record. The transcript has 7 exons.